AUGCUCAGAAGAACCGUACAAAUCCGUUCACAGUUCAAAUAUUCGUUUCCGUUUCGCCGGAAUCCCUAUUCAACCGCUGCGGCUCCACUCCCGGAAACCUCAACAGAAGAACCCAUCAUCAAACCCCUGACCGAAACCCAGCUCAAGUCGCUCGUCCUCUCAAAUUGCUCCUAUGGCAAGUUCUAUAAUCUCAUCCACAACGUUGUGGCCCUGCCGCAGGUCCUUCUCGCCGCUUCCCGGAAUCUCAUCACCUGCGGCGACGGGUCAUGUGCGGCCGCCGAAACUUCCAUCCACCGAUUGGUCUCCAAGCGCUUCUCAAUCGAGGACAUGGGUCGCGAGGUUUACGAGGCUCGGCUGAACAUCGAGUCUCAUUGCGUCAAGUUCGCGGGUAAAGACGACUGCUUGAUCCUGCCUGAUUUGAAAUUGAAGGUUUUGAUUGAAGCUGUUAGGAUGGUGCUGGAGAUUGUUUAUGACGAUCGAUUCCUUACGUUUUCCUAUGGUGGGCGGGUGAAUAUGGGCCGGCACACAGCGAUAAGGUACUUGAAGAACUCGGUUGAAAACCCUAGUUGGUGGUUUAGAGUUCAAUUAGAACGUCAGGAGUUUGAUAGUAGAAAUGUGGAGAUGUUGUGUUUGAUUUUGGAAGACAAGGUGAAAGACAAGAACUUGAUUGGUUUGAUAAAGAGAUUGUUUGAUUCUGGAGUGCUUAGAAUUGAACUAGGUGGGUUGUAUUUGGGUAGGGGGUUUCCUCAAGAAUGCGGGUUGUGCUCGAUUCUGAUUAAUGUGUACUUCAAUGGAUUCGAUAGAGAAAUUCAAGAUACGAGGCUGCAACUGAAUCGGGAGAAUCCUAGAAGAAUCAAUGUUGAUGACAGUAGUCAAAUGUCAAGUCCUUUAUACAAGCCGGUGAGGAUGUAUGCAGUGAGGUACUUAGAUGAGAUACUAGUUAUUGCAUCAGGACCAAAGAAGUUAGCAAUAGGUCUGAAGAGUAGAUUUUUGAAGAGUUUAGAGAGUGACUUGAAGCUAAAAGUGAAUAAAGGGAGGACAAUUGUUCAUAGUGCAGUUUUUGAGAAGAUGUGUUUUAUGGGAUUUGAAUUGCAGGCUGUGAAACCAUCAGUCUUACACCCACCCAUGUCGGAAAAGGCAAUUAGAGCUAGGAAGAAGUAUCUACGCCAGAAGGAAGUUCGGGCUUUGGAACUGAAAAAUGCCCGGGAGAGAAAUAGGAAGAAAUUGGGUUUGAAGAUUUUGAGACAUGUUGUCAAGAAGGCAAAGCUGAGUAAUGGUUUCAAACUUGAUAAUCCAAUAGACAAUGAAGUUCAGCAAGUAUUUGCAACUUGGGCUAAUGAAGCUGUUCAUGACUUCCUUGGCUCCCUGGAAGAGCGGUGGAAUUGGCAUCGGUUGCUUACUACUGGCGAUUUCCUUAAUCUGAGACACAUUAGGGACAUGUUGCCACAAGAACUCAUUGAAUCCUAUGACAAGUUCCAAAAACAGGUAGAGAAGUACUUGUCUCCUGUUAAGGCGAGAAAAGCACUCGAGGAUGAAGAAAGGAGAAGUGAAGAAGCAUAUGAAAGAAAAUAUGCUGAAAGAACAAUUAAAGACCUAACUAAGUUGUCCAUGAAAGUAUCUGCUCCUAUUGAAUUGGUGAGAGAAGCUGUUAGGUUGGCUGGAUUUACGAACGAUAUGGGUCGUCCAAGGCCUAUCAGCUGGCUAACUAGUCUUGAAGAUGCUGAUAUUAUCAAGUGGUACGCAGGGGUUGGAAGAAGAUGGCUUGAUUUCUUUUGCUGCUGUCACAACUUCGAAAUGGUGAAGACCAUUGUAACCUAUCACCUAAGAUUUUCUUGUAUACUCACAUUAGCAGAAAAACAUGAAGCAACAAAGCGUGAGACAAUGAAACAUUACACCAAGAAUUUGAGAGUUUCUUACAUGGAAGAGAAUGACGAGUUGCACUUUCCUACUGAGAAGGAAGUGAAGAUGUUGGGGGACAAAAAUCUUUCAGAUCCUAAACCUGUGGACGGUGCUUUGUCUUUGGCGUUGAUUAGAUUGGCUUGUGAUGAGCCCUUAAGUAGUUGUGUAGCUCAUUUUUGUGAUAGAACAGAUACAAUUACUUACCGUGUAAGGUUGCUGCAAAAUCUGGUAUCUGCAAAUCCUGCCGAUGAGAAAAAGUGGGUCACUGGGAUGGGUGCAAUACAUGACAGCCUGCAUCGGAUAUGUCUUCCUCUUUGCCCUGAUCACAUAAGCAACUUAUACACUGGGAAAAUUAGCCUUCAGGACAUUGACUGCUGUUCGUUUGUGCAUGUGGACUGA
This is a messenger RNA of Linum tenue, 2298 nucleotides long. The record is from the annotation of a GenBank genome assembly. Lineage: Eukaryota; Viridiplantae; Streptophyta; Magnoliopsida; Malpighiales; Linaceae.